Messenger RNA from Triticum turgidum subsp. durum (durum wheat), 1458 nucleotides. The record is from the annotation of a GenBank genome assembly. Lineage: Eukaryota; Viridiplantae; Streptophyta; Magnoliopsida; Poales; Poaceae.
AUGGCGCCCUGCCCUGGCGUCGCGGGCGUGCACGCGCGCUGGACGGCGCGGGCGCUGGCCGGCGCCUUCCUCGACCUCGCCAUCGUCUACGCCUUCCUCUGCGCCGCGGCCGCCGCGUCCGCGGCCUCCGCCCUCCUCGCGCUCUUCCGCCUCCGCCUCCCCUGCACCUGCUCCCGCCCGCACCUCCCCUGCCUCUUCGCCUUCCUCUUCCGCUACCCCUCCCGCGUCCUCGAGUCCCUCCUCCUCUCCCUUCGCUCCCGCUUCCCCUUCGUCUUCAACUCCGACGACGACAGCCAGGACGAGGGGGAGGGCAAAGCCGAGUCCGUCGAUGAGGAAGAGGAGGAGGUGAAUCUGAAGCGGGAGGUGGACGAGGGGAAUGACGUCUCGGCGCUGCAGCAGGAGCUGGACAAGGAACGCAGCGCCGCAGCAUCCGCGGCCGAGGAGGCCAUGGCGAUGAUCCUGCGUCUGCAGAAGGAGAAAUCGUCCUUGGAGAUGGAGGUGCGGCAGCAGCGCCGCACCUCUGAUGAGCGCUGCGCCUUCUACGAGAAUGAGGUGGAGGAGCUCAAGGACAUCUUGCUCAUGAGGGAGCGCGAGACCAGGUCUUUGCAGAAAGAGGUGGAGUCCUACCGGCGGAUGCUUGGUCUCACCGGGGAUGAUGAUGACGAGGAGGUGGAGAUGAUGACGCCGCACAGUUACUUUCUAGAGGGCGAGCCAAGCUCUUCCAGAUCGCUUGAUAAGAAUGCGGGGGUUCAGCCUGGGAAUAAUUCUGUCUUCAGCUUCCAGAAGCACUUCGCGCGCCAACAAGUGUCGCCCAUUCGUGUGGGUCGUGUUAAGGAUGGGAAUGAGGACAGUCUGCCUUUUCAGGCACUUGGAGAAGUUCCUGUGGCCGGAUCGAAAUUGGGGGCAGAUAGAUGCGAAGAUGAUGGCACGGAGACGGUGGUAAUUCUCCCCCUAUCUGCCCGGAGUUUGUGCUUGCCCCAAUCUGCACGAUGUCUGGAUCAAGGUGGUGAUGUUGAAGUUAAUGCUGCAGCUGGUAUGAAAGGUAUGGAAGAGCUGACUGCUGAUGAAUUUCAGGAGGAGGACAGUGGGCGGCUAGACAAGACUUGCCAUGAUUUUAUGGCAAGCGACAAUGAUGCAAAUAUAUUUGAUGUGCAUGUUGUUGAUGAUAUUUGCUUCUCCACUGAAGUUAAAGGCCUGAUUGGUCGAAGCUUCUCUGAUGCAACAAUGCAAGCAGACAAGUUGCAGAAUCGAGCUGCCGCAGAUGAUCUCCUGGGGAAAAGUCUGAAUGCGAUCAAAGGUGCACAAAACAAGAUGAGGCUUGCAGCAAGUGGAAGGAGGCAAUCAUUACAGUUGCAACUCUUAGAGGAUAUAGCUGACCAACUUCAAGAAAUCAAAGAUGUUGCAGAUGCAGGGCGACACUUACACUGUAUUUCUCCUAAAAUUUCAAAGAAAAGCUAG